AUGGUUUCCUCCUCUGCAAGCAAAUAUCUGCUAGCAAUUACAUUGGCCAUAAUUCUUGCCGGAGUAUUCCCACACUGGGUUUCCGGCCAGAAUUGCGGCUGCGCACCUUCUCAAUGCUGCAGCCAACACGGUUACUGCGGCACAGGCAAUGGCUACUGUGGCACAGGCUGCCGCAGUGGCCGUUGCUACGCGUCUUCAGUUUCUGAUAUUGUUACAGACUCAUUCUUCAAUGCCAUUGCUAGGCAAGCUCAUGGAAGUUGCCCUGGGAAGAGAUUCUAUACUAGAGCUGCUUUUCUUCAAGCUCUCCGUUCGUAUCCACAGUUCGGGACUACCGGCUCUGGCGAUGAUUCAAAGCGAGAGAUUGCGGCUUUCUUUGCGCAUGUCACGCAUGAAACUGGACAUUUUUGCUAUAUAGAAGAGAUAAACGGUCCUUCCAAAGACUACUGCGACGAGAACAACAAAGAGUAUCCAUGCGCACAGGGCAAGGGUUACUACGGCCGAGGUCCCAUACAACUAUCGUGGAACUAUAACUAUGGCUCAGCUGGGAAAAGCAUAGGCUUCGAUGGUCUGAAUAAUCCACAAAUAGUUGCCACAAACAACGUUGUAUCGUUCAAAACUGGGUUGUGGUUUUGGAUGAAUCACUGUCAUGAUAUCAUAACUUCCGGACAGGGUUUUGGGGCAACCAUUCGUGCAGUUAAUGGCAAUCUUGAAUGUGAUGGUGCAAAUCCAAGCACUGUUACUGCUCGUGUGAAGUAUUAUAGGGAAUAUUGUGAUAAACUUGGUGUUGAUCCUGGCAACAAUAUUAGGUGUUAA
This is a messenger RNA of Fraxinus pennsylvanica, 813 nucleotides long. NCBI's taxonomy places the organism in Eukaryota, Viridiplantae, Streptophyta, Magnoliopsida, Lamiales, Oleaceae. The record is from the annotation of a GenBank genome assembly.